CGUAAGAAAAUAAGUAACAAGGAAAGGUUUUAUUCACAGGCUGCAAUUUUUGAAAGCCUGUUAGACAGAGACAGGAGACUUCGAUUAGACAUAUAACACACAGCGGAGAAGACAGAGGAUAAGUUUCGAUAUACUCGAAUUACUUUUAAAAAAAUGAACGUUGGGGAAGAGAAUCUGCUGAAAUCUAUCAGCAACGAUACUUUGCUGGAUCUGACUCAGCGCUACGGGCAGUCAGCUUUCGGCUUUGGUGCUGGCCAUGGUGCUGGAAGUCCCGGGCGCUAUCCUCUUACACCGGCUGCAGAUUUCCUCUCCGGUCAGACGGCGAAAUCCACCGAGAGCGGCGGGGAGCAGACCAGUGACGACGACGACGGUUUCGACCCUCUAGAUCCCCGGAAGAGAAGUUCGGGGUUCGACGACGACAAACAUUCUGGCUCCCUCGGAAAGAAGCCUAAAGAGCAGAGGUCGCUGCGCUUAAGCAUCAAUGCACGGGAGCGUAGAAGAAUGCAUGACCUCAAUGACGCCUUAGACGGCCUGAGGUCUGUGAUCCCUUAUGCUCAUAGUCCAUCCGUGAGAAAACUAUCCAAAAUAGCGACAUUGUUGCUGGCGAAGAACUACAUUCUCAUGCAGGCGCAAGCUCUGGAGGAAAUGCGAAGGCUGGUGGCUUAUUUGAACCAGGGACAGACAAUUACGUCGCCCAUUCCGACGGCACUGGCUCCAUUCGGACAAGCAGCUGUGUAUCCAUUCACGGGUACAGCUCUAGCCACUUGCGCAGAGAAAUGCACUUCUUACUCCGGGACACCUUCAAGUCUCUUCAAACACUGCAACGACAAGCCUUGACUCGACCUCGUCACUCACUUUUGCCCGCAACAUCUACAUGGUGGUCCCUCCGCUUAUUGAAGUUAUUCUGUUGGAAAUUUUUAGUUUAAUACGUACUCCUAAAUUAAAUAACUGCUACAAUGUUUCAUCCUGAUUUCUCAAACGAUGACACAUACCUUUAUAAUGAAAUGAUUGAAUAAUUUUGGGAAUGAGCAUUCAAAUCGCUGUUAACCUUAAAGCUGUGCGUCUUUUUAUCACUGGCUUUCUCUCUUUUGAAUAAUUUGCAUCCACACUUUGUAGAAGGUAUUACUGUAAUGGGUUGUUGAUCAUGCUCAGCUGUCCAGCUCGAAAGAUAUGUCAGCGCCUUGUAUGUAUGUACUAGAUACCGAAAAACAGUUUCAGUGGUUUCCAUUUAGUAAACAAUAUGUGAACUAUGCAACAUUCUGACCAGAUACAGAAAGGAGUUUACUGUACGAGGAAUACAUUACUGUCACUGAUAUCCUGCUACUGUGCCACUGCUAGAGGUGUGUUCGUCGGUAUUUCUAAUUAUGAAAGACGACUCUCAUGACAAAGGUUCAAACUAUGUGGAAAAAAUCUAUAUAUAGUGUAAUAUAUAUUUUUUGAAAAUAUGUAUUGAGGAUGUUGACUUUGUUAUUGCACAAUUCACUUGAUUGUAUUGUACUGUGGAAAACUACUUGAUAAAAGAAUGGAUAUCAAGGUACCGGUUACAAAAAAAAAAAAAAAAAACUGACAAAACGUGGUUGUGGUGAGACAUUGAAUUUCAUAUAUUGUUUAUAUGUCUUUAUAAUUAAACAUAUAUAUGCUUGA
Conger conger (European conger) is the source of this 1644-nucleotide messenger RNA. It is a transcript of the gene bhlhe23, whose product is annotated as basic helix-loop-helix family, member e23. The coding region runs from base 154 to 837 and encodes 227 amino acids. The record is from RefSeq and is a predicted model, not a curated record. NCBI's taxonomy places the organism in Eukaryota, Metazoa, Chordata, Actinopteri, Anguilliformes, Congridae. The transcript has a single exon. Gene Ontology annotation, molecular function: protein dimerization activity.